This is a messenger RNA of Exophiala mesophila, 1188 nucleotides long. RefSeq lists its product as uncharacterized. NCBI's taxonomy places the organism in Eukaryota, Fungi, Ascomycota, Eurotiomycetes, Chaetothyriales, Herpotrichiellaceae. The record is from RefSeq and is a predicted model, not a curated record. The coding region runs from base 1 to 1188 and encodes 395 amino acids. The transcript has a single exon.
AUGACGAAACCGUGGCCACAGGACUGGCAGAGGACAUACCCUUUGCCAGAGGUAGGUGCACCCGCCGGCACACAGCAUGCAAAUGGAACAAUCACUGGCGCAACGCCCGCGGAAGUCAUGUUGAAUAUCAUCUCAUUUCUAACCCCUGUUCCAGAAAGGGAGAACGAUCUUUUCUCGGACCGCGAGCCUGUGGGCGGUUGGCACGCCAGAAAUGUUGUCCACGCACAUCGCGGUGCAUUUCGCAUCGCCAUGGCAGAAGACUUUACCUCGAUGACCACGUUUCUUAUUGACAGAAAGGACGAACCCACAAACCCUGGACCUACUAUCUUUCUCCAUAGUACCCGUAGUUCCGAAGGCUUUGCCCAGUAUUUGCGAAACCUGUCUCCUGAAAAAGCUUCGCAGAUCCGUCAUAUCGCUUUGAUCGAUUACAACACAUAUAUCACUCGACCAACCGAGCCAGAAGAUGCACUGAAGAUCUUUGAGCGACGGGUUCUACGCCCGUUCAUGCACAAAAUGGCCCUGGAAUCCGUGGGGAUCUUCCAUUGUAUGCGAUGCUAUCGGAUGAACGACCGUUGGUUCGGUCCAUUUGCCGUGAACCACUGGCCCAGUCAAACAGAGGUGCACGAACCCAACACCAAUCGAAACAGUCAGGGGUCUCACUGGAUGGAGUUCGAAAUAAGUGUCAAGAGCAUGACGGCCGGUCCAGGUAGAACCACCGUGAACGACUUCAAUGUUGAACGGACGAGCACAAGAAAGGGUCCGUAUCCACAGAUCCUGCGAUCGUGGCAGGAUAAGCGAGUCGAUAUAUUGGCAAACGCCCUCGGUGUGGAUUGGGCGCCCCUGCGAAGUGAGUUGGAUAACCGCCAAGGUGACAGCGCAGCCCUGUACGAAGCACACAAUUUCCCGGAUCCCGCGCCAGACGAUGGCAUUGGCGACCCCAAUGACCCAAUGAAUCCAACCACACGACAGAUGGCAGCCUAUGUUAGGCAUGUGAGACUGAUUUUUCGGAGGAAGCGAAAGAUCACUCAACGUGACAUCAACCGUGUUCAGAGAUAUUGGAGACGAUCGUUUAACCUUCCCAGGCCUGACCUCAGUCAGCCUAGAUAUAACCUGCGGGCUCGACAGCGACCUCAUUCUUAUGCCAAUCCAGGGACAAGAGCCCAGCAACAGGCAAGCAUGAUUGUGUGA